Austrofundulus limnaeus is the source of this 555-nucleotide messenger RNA. RefSeq names its product family with sequence similarity 174 member C (gene fam174c). NCBI's taxonomy places the organism in Eukaryota, Metazoa, Chordata, Actinopteri, Cyprinodontiformes, Rivulidae. Gene Ontology annotation, cellular component: extracellular region. The record is from RefSeq and is a predicted model, not a curated record.
UUUACUUUCUGUCAACAAAUCCGCAGUUAGUUUGUUCCGUGGAGUUAAAGCAACGUGUCUGAGGAAAAAUCCCGUCCCGUUUCGGUACCGGUUCGCUGCUCUGAACGUUGGUACCGGUUCUUAUUCUAGUCCGGCUCCGUUUUCAGUUGUAAAGAUGACUUUUUGUAGAGUUCUGUUGGGGUUCCUGGUCUCGGCGUYCUGGCUCCUGUGUGUGUCCGUGGCGCAGAACCAGGACCAUCGUGUCGUGACCGCCGGGAACGGCACCACGACCAAACACGAAGCCAACUCCACCGGAACCAACAAGAACUCCACGACUCACGGGUUUCACAGGCUCGGCGUGGUCGUGGACGGCUCCAUGAUCCAGAGGGCCCUGUACGUCCUGAUCGGGUUCACCAUGAUCGGACUCCUGUACUUCCUGAUCCGAGCCGUCCGGUUGAAGAAGUCGACUCAGAAGAAGAAGUACGGCCUGCUGUCCGACUACGACGACUCGGUGGAGAUGGAGGCGGUGGACAGCGAGGAGGACGACACGCUGUACGAGGCCCGCAGCCUGCGCAG